GGCAUUCAAACAAUCGACCCUGGCAAUGGGAUCACACUUCAUUUUUUCCGCAAAAGUAGAGCGUCUCGUAUUCGGCGUAGCAUAUCGGUUUUGCAGCAUUUGAGAGAAUUUCACACCCCUAAACCAAUACGUGCAUCCGAACACCCGACGCCGAAUAGAAUAAAACGGAGGCAUACAACCGAACCCCUGGUGGUAACGUCGCCAAGAGGAUUUUUUGCUGAAGAGGUUUUUAGGGAUACCACGAAAAGGAUCACACCAGAAGAGGCGGCUGUGAGGGAAAUCGAAAAAAUGAAGUCAAAUGAACGCGUUGUGUUGAACGUGGGCGGACAAAAGUUUGAAACGUAUCGUUCCACGCUCACAGCCUAUCCGAACACUCUACUCGGAAAAAUAUUCAGUGAGGAACAAGAGAACAUAUUAAGCGAAGUGGAAGAAAUUUUCUUUGACCGAGAUUACAAUGUUUUCAAGUACAUUAUGCAAUUCUAUCGCAAUGGAAGGAUAACCUGGCCGUCCAGCCCAACCGAACCUUCAGUUGACGACAUUUAUCGCGAAUUAGCAUUUUUCAAGAUCGAGCUUCGCAAGGGUCAUGCACAAAUAAUUGAAGCGGCCACAUUCAGAGUGGAUAGUUUUAUUGAUAUGAUCUUGGAAGCAAUCUUUGAGGCCCGCGUGGAUUUCAAGAAAAAACUCGAAAUCACGUUCUACCGAUCGGGUGAUUUGCCUGCCAAAGUGUCGCCGGCCAUCCCAGUCAUCGAAAGAUUGGUGACGGAAUAUAGUCAUAUUGGUUACGGCAUUAUAGACGCACGAAAUUAUAAACUUGCUAGGUUUGUGACUUGUCAUCCCGAAGUGGCUCAAGGUGGAUUGAGAUUUGAAAUCGUUCACGAACCAGGACCACCGAGCAGUUAUCGAAUUAUAGUAGAGGCAUACCAACUUAUUCAACCUCAAGCAAUGCACAAUUCGGCUUUGACUUUUCAAGACGUAAAAAAACAAAAGGACAUGCAACAAUUUCGUCGAAAUAUUUUCUUUUUUUAUGAUGAUAAAGAAAAUGGCAACAUUUGA
Messenger RNA from Acaulospora morrowiae, 1053 nucleotides. NCBI's taxonomy places the organism in Eukaryota, Fungi, Glomeromycota, Glomeromycetes, Diversisporales, Acaulosporaceae. The record is from the annotation of a GenBank genome assembly.